Molecule: messenger RNA, 1329 nt
Organism: Oppiella nova
Lineage: Eukaryota; Metazoa; Arthropoda; Arachnida; Sarcoptiformes; Oppiidae
Source: the annotation of a GenBank genome assembly
AUGAGUGGUGUCUUGAGAUUAGGACAAUAUCUGGUGGGAAGUGCUCCGCGGGUCACACGCCUAUUGACUCGCGAACCAUGCGUUCAACGGUUGUCUCGAUGCCAGCAAUCGGUGGCCACCGCUCACCGACCCGUCGUCAACAUCCCGGAGACCAAAGUGUCGACCCUUAGGAACGGCAUCCGAGUGGCCACCGAGGACUCCGGUAUCCCCACGUGUACUGUCGGCUUCUGGAUAGACGCUGGCAGUCGAUACGAGACCCCCGAGACCAAUGGUGUCGCCCACUUCCUCGAGCACAUGGCCUUCAAGGGCACGACCAACAGGUCUCAGACGCAACUGGAACUGGAGAUCGAGAAUAUGGGCGCACAUCUGAACGCAUAUACUUCACGGGAACAGACCGUAUAUUACGCCAAAUGUCUGUCCAAAGACAUACCCAACGCCAUGGAGAUAUUGGCGGACAUUCUUCAGCACUCAAAGUUCGGAACCGAUGAGAUAGAGAGGGAACGGUCGGUGAUUCUGCGAGAGAUGCAAGAAGUGGAGACCAAUCUUCAGGAGGUGGUCUUCGAUCACUUGCAUUCAGUGGCCUAUCAGUCGACGCCAUUGGGAAUGACUAUAUUGGGUCCCACGGAGAACAUCAAGAAGAUUCAGCGCCAGGACCUCAUCGACUACAUCAGUGGCCACUAUAGAGGACCGCGACUGGUAUUGGCCGCCGCUGGCGGUGUCGAUCACCAGCAGUUGGUAGACCUCUGUAAUCACUACUUCGGGAAUAUCAAGGGAGUGGUGGACGAGUCGAAUCUGAAGGCGUGUCCGUUCGUGGGCUCCGACAUCCGCGUCAAAGACGACUCCAUGCCUUUGGCUCACGUGGCCAUCGCUGUGGAGACAAUCGGAUGGGCCAACCCGGACAACAUCGCCCUAAUGGUGGCCAACACACUGAUCGGGUCGUGGGAUCGGUCGCAGGGCUCGGGCUCUAACUGUUCGUCAUAUAUGGCGCUGUCAUCGGCUGAGCACAACCUCUGCCACACUUUCCAAGCGUUCAACACCUGCUAUAAAGAUACCGGUCUUUGGGGCGUCUAUUUUGUGGCCGAAAAGCAAACUCUCGAAGAGUUUGUCUGGCAUUUGGGUAACCAAUGGAUGCAAUUGUGUAAUGAUGUGACCGAUGAGGACGUGUCCAGAGCUAAGGACCUGUUGAAGACGAAUAUGUUGUUACAGUUGGACGGCUCGACCCCUAUUUGCGAAGACAUCGGCCGCCAAAUGUUGUGUUACGGGCGACGCAUACCUCUGCCCGAAAUGGAGGCCCGAAUAGAGGCCGUCAACGCAGAUAUCGUGCGAAGG